Messenger RNA from Seriola dumerili (greater amberjack), 675 nucleotides. RefSeq names its product sperm acrosome membrane-associated protein 4-like. Lineage: Eukaryota; Metazoa; Chordata; Actinopteri; Carangiformes; Carangidae. The record is from RefSeq and is a predicted model, not a curated record. The transcript has 3 exons. Bases 120 to 506 code for a protein of 128 amino acids.
GGAAUCUUGUCAUUGCCUCUUCAGACAGUCACUAGACUCAGACCGAGGUAUUCAGACCUUGAAAUAAUUUCUAUUUAAACUUUCUAACUAAACCCGUUGACCUCGUAACCCUGAGAAGGAUGAAUAACCUCUGGAAAGCAGUGACUGUCCUGAGCGCCUUCAUCGCAGCAGCACACUGCCUGAGGUGCCGUCAGUGUCCUGUUGGCAUAUUUGGGACGUGCUUGCUGGGGAGUGAUGUCACAUGCAAUAAUGCAACUGAGAGCUGUUAUACCGGAGAAGCACAGUUCAACGCUACAGGGACGCUCACCCUGCACACCCGCGGCUGCCUGGACUCAGACCUGUGUGGGAGGACACUGACUGGCACCAUCGCUGGCGCUGGUUACACCAGCAGUUUCCAGUGCUGUACCACAGAUCUGUGCAAUGGAGCCUCCUCUGUGCAGAUCUCCCUGACUGUGGCCCUUUGUGCUGCCGUCCUGUCCUCUCUGUGGGGCACCUGGGAGUUGUAGUUUUACAUGAUCUGCCCAUGUUUCCACUGUUGGUGUGGAUUUUUACUGUUUGUACUAGUUCAGUAUUAAUCAGUAUACUCCUAACAUUGAUUUGUCCUAUGUACCUACUAAUGAACUAUUUUAAUUUGAAUUUGAAAUCCACGAAGCAUCAUUAAAAAAGUCAUUAUAA